Molecule: messenger RNA, 1680 nt
Organism: Danio rerio (zebrafish)
Lineage: Eukaryota; Metazoa; Chordata; Actinopteri; Cypriniformes; Danionidae
Gene: tmem120b
Product: transmembrane protein 120B
Cellular component (GO): membrane; nuclear inner membrane
Source: RefSeq, marked validated
AUGUCAUGGGCACACCGAAAGGAAACGCACAAAGUUUACAGACAGAAGCUGGAGGAGCUGACGAACCUGCAGGCCAUAUGCAGCAGUGCCAUUAGCAAACAGAGAAAAGGCCUGAAAGACCUCAAGCAGAGCCUUUAUAAGUGUAAGAAAAGUUGCAACGGUAAAGAUUCGGAGGUGAUAAAUGACCUGCAGGUCCAAAUUAAAGAAAGACAGAAUGUCUUUUUUGACAUGGAGGCCUAUUUGCCAAAGAGGAACGGGUUGUACCUAAAUUUGGUCCUUGGAAAUGUGAAUGUAACACUUCUCAGCAAUCAAGCCAAGUUUGCGUACAAAGAUGAAUAUGAGAAGUUCAAACUUUAUAUGACGAUAAUCCUAAUGUUUGGUGCCGUCACCUGCCUCUUCCUUUUGAACUACCGGGUCACAGACGAAAUCUUCAACUUUUUAUUGGUGUGGUAUUAUUGCACAUUGACAAUAAGAGAGAGUAUCCUCAGAAGCAAUGGCUCACGAAUUAAAGGAUGGUGGGUGUCACAUCACUACGUCUCAACUUUUUUAUCAGGUGUCAUGUUGACAUGGCCAGAAGGUCCCAUGUAUCAGAUGUUCAGAAGUCAAUUCCUGGCUUUCUCCAUUUAUCAGAGUUGUGUGCAGUUUCUUCAGUAUUAUUAUCAGAGCGGCUGCUUAUAUCGGUUACGGGCUCUGGGGGAAAGAAACCAGCUGGACCUGACAGUGGAGGGGUUUCAGUCCUGGAUGUGGAGAGGCCUCACUUUCCUCCUUCCUUUUCUAUUCUUUGGCCAUUUUUGGCAGCUCUACAAUGCUGUGACUCUUUUCAGACUGUCUGCUCUUGACGACUGCAAGGAGUGGCAGGUCUUCAUGUUGGCCUUGACGUUUCUCGUGCUGUUCCUGGGAAAUUUCCUCACGACUCUGAAAGUGGUUCAUCAGAAGCUCCUGAAGAACAAAGACAAGGUGAAAAACAACUGAGUCUCUGCGUCAGACUGAUACUCAAAAGCGCACAAAACUCUUUCGUCCCUCCAACGGUUUGAGGGAGAUGUUGACGUCUCCUCCAACUCGUUAGGAGACUCAAGUUUCCGUGUCACGUCGCCCUGCGUUCUGCUGUGUUGUUUUUGCUCUUUUUCACAUCAUCUCAAGCAACGUUUGGGCUCAGAAACCCACUGACAAACUUCAGACACUGUAUACCCAAUAUGUGAGGAUUGUUUCGUUCCUGUGCAUGGAUAUGUUUACAAAAAAAGCCACUUUUAUACUUUAUGCAAUGCAGCAGGAAGGCUGUAGAAGUGCGCACUCUCAAAGGGAUUCGUUAGCGUUCAUAAUAAAGCUGUUAAUUAAAAACACUUGCAUUUCAGCUGCAGCAGACGUUACAUAUAUGUGGGAAAGCAUUGAUACUUAAUGCCACUUGAAGGGAAGGGUGUGUUUUGCACGUCGUGGCUUGUUAGUACUGUUUCAGCAAGGCUAACUUCUUGAAUUUAGGUCACAUGAUGAACGUGGGGAUUUAUGUUUUUAACAAUGGCAAUAAAGUAACACUUUCGUAGUAUGUUUGAGUCAAAAUCACGCCUCUGGUAAUUGUCCACCUUUUGUGUUUGAAGGCAUAAACGUGUGACUUUAUUUUAAAGAGCCCCUAUUAUGCAUUAUAAAAGGUCAUAUUUUAGUUUUGGGGGUCUCCAACAGCAAGCU